Messenger RNA from Canariomyces notabilis, 852 nucleotides. RefSeq lists its product as uncharacterized. The transcript is spliced from 3 exons. The coding region runs from base 1 to 852 and encodes 283 amino acids. NCBI's taxonomy places the organism in Eukaryota, Fungi, Ascomycota, Sordariomycetes, Sordariales, Chaetomiaceae. The record is from RefSeq and is a predicted model, not a curated record.
AUGGCCGGCAGGGGUCCCGACAUUGCCUUGCUCAGUCGCACUUCCAACCCGCAACUCACCUCGUUAUUCUUCACGCGCCUCCCCAUCGAAAUCCGCAAUCUCAUCUAUCUCGAGUUUUGGAAUCUCUCCUCGUCGCGGUUACACAUACACGCGGAGGAAGUCCAGCUUCCACGCACUGUUGUGCCCAGCGUGGACCCAAGGAGUCGCAGGCUGCGAUGGUCCCACACGCGGUGCAUUGCCGAUCCACGUGCGCCUGACGCCCGCAUCGACGGGUGCUCCCGUGCUAGGUACCUCGAAUGCCUGCCAUCGAUUUACAGCAACACCACAUUUGUCUUCACCAACGAGCGAGAGGCGGUAGCCUUCCUGUUGGCCUACGGGCAGGACGAUGACCGCUACCCGCUCCGCUCCUUAGAGCUCUGCGUUCGUGUGAGCAGUUUUGUCGGCUGGAUUUACGCCUCAGAGCCUGAGGACGAGGUGCAGCCGCCACCUCACCUCUGUGCCGGCCCAGGUGGUCCGGGCGUCUCCAUCAAGUCCAACUCGUGGCAUCAUGUGUGCGACCUGUUAGCAAAGCUACCGAUCCUCCGCUCCUUGCACGUGUGGGUGGACGCUGAUGACUCACGACCAUGGCACCGCCGCACCAGAGAGACACGCUUCUUCAAAAGGCUAUUUGACGUCCGCGUUGCAAACGGGGGGUCACUUCAAAAGAUCAAAGACGCUCCGUUCGUCGUGGAGAGGGGCCCAAGACCGGCCUAUUGGGACUCCCUGGGCUACUCUGAUGAUGAGAUUGAGGACGACCUCGACUACCUCCCCAUUAUGGUUGGCUGUACCGGCUGUUAUAAGCGUUUCAACUAG